This is a messenger RNA of Daldinia caldariorum, 3720 nucleotides long. RefSeq lists its product as uncharacterized. The record is from RefSeq and is a predicted model, not a curated record. Gene Ontology annotation, biological process: protein sumoylation. Gene Ontology annotation, molecular function: SUMO activating enzyme activity. The transcript is spliced from 4 exons. Lineage: Eukaryota; Fungi; Ascomycota; Sordariomycetes; Xylariales; Hypoxylaceae. The coding region runs from base 270 to 3374 and encodes 1034 amino acids. Gene Ontology annotation, cellular component: cytoplasm; SUMO activating enzyme complex.
AAAAAAAAAAAAAAUAGACAUCAACUGCUUCUAUUUAAAGCUGGUCUUUUAUUUUUUUUCCUCACGGUAUCAUUCACCAACUCUAACCUCCCUUUUCUCUCUCCUUUUCUUGGGCCGAUUAAGGAACUACGUCAUUUCGUAUUUUACUGGCCUGAUUUGGUCUGAGAGCCUAGUGUCGUUGUCGUUGUCGUUGGCCUUGCCAUUGCCGUUGCCGUUGGCGUUGGUAUUGGUGGUUGGGUUUGUCGGCUUCUUCCAUUUGGGAUACAAAAAUGGCUUCGGGCAUUCCUGAGGUCGACCUGGUCACCCGAGUCCAGGUCGACAACUCCGUCGUUGGCCAAACCGAGAUCGACGAGUCCCUUUACAGCCGACAGCUUUAUGUUCUGGGUCACGAGGCUAUGAAGCGUAUGGGCGCAUCUAACGUGCUAGUCGUCGGUUUGAAAGGCCUUGGUGUCGAGAUCUCCAAGAACAUAGCUCUUGCUGGUGUAAAGAGUUUAACUCUCUAUGACCCUGCGCCUGUUGCUAUCGCCGAUCUAUCCUCUCAGUUCUUCCUCCGCCCAGAUGACAUUGGAAAGCCACGUGAUGCUGCCACUGCUCCUCGUGUUGCCGAAUUAAAUGCUUACACACCCGUUGGCAUUCAUGAAUCCUCUAAUCUGGGCGAGAACUUCUCCCAAUUCGAUAAGUACCAAGUUGUCGUCUUAACCAACACCCCUCUCCACCUUCAGUUAGCCAUCGGUGAUUACUGCCACUCCAAGGGAAUUUACUUCGUAGCUGCCGAUACCUUUGGACUGUUCGGUUCCAUCUUCUGCGACUUCGGUGACAAAUUCACCUGUCUCGACGCGACCGGCGAGAAUCCUGUCAACGGAAUAGUGGCUGGUAUCGAUGAGGAAGGUCUAGUUUCCGCAUUGGAUGAAACUCGUCACGGCUUAGAGGACGGUGACUACGUCACAUUCUCCGAAAUCAAGGGUAUGGAGGCUCUGAACGGUGGCGAGCCCAGAAAAGUUACGGUUAAGGGUCCGUAUACCUUUUCUAUUGGUAAUGUCUCCGGACUUGGUCAGUAUGAGAGCGGAGGUCUGUUCCAGCAGGUCAAGAUGCCCAAGUUCCUCGAGUUUAAGACAAUCUCUAAGGCUAUCCGCGAUCCUGAGUUUGUCAUCUCCGACUUCGCCAAGUUCGACAGACCCCAACAGCUUCACGUCGGAUUUGAGGCGCUCCAUGCUUUUGUCCAAUCCCAGGGUCGCCUACCGCGGCCCAUGAACGAGGAGGACGCUACUGUUCUCGUCGCAUCGGUCAAGGCCUUCAUUGAAAAGGAGAAGCUGGAAGUCGAAAUCGAUGAGAAGCUUAUCAAGGAACUUAGUUACCAGGCUCAAGGAGACCUUAACCCUAUGGCCGCUUUGUUUGGUGGUCUCACCGCGCAGGAGGUUCUGAAGGCUGUCUCUGGCAAGUUUCACCCCAUCAAGCAGUGGUUCUACUUUGAUUCGCUAGAAUCUCUUCCUACUAGCAGUGCCCGAACCGAGGAGCUCUGCAAACCAAUCGGAUCUCGAUACGAUGGUCAAAUCGCGGUCUUCGGCAAGGAAUUCCAGGACAAGGUUGCAAAUGUUAAGCAAUUCCUUGUCGGUGCAGGCGCGAUCGGCUGUGAGAUGCUCAAGAACUGGGCCAUGAUCGGUCUGGGUGUAGGGCCUAACGGCAAGAUUAUCGUUACCGACAUGGACUCGAUCGAGAAGAGCAAUCUGAACCGUCAAUUCCUCUUCCGACCUAAGGAUGUUGGUCAGAUGAAGAGUGACUGUGCUGCUAAGGCCGUGCAAGCCAUGAACCCCGAGCUUGAGGGUCAUAUCGAGUGCUUGAAAGACCGCGUCAGCCCCGAGACGGAGCACAUUUUCAACAAAGAAUUCUGGGAAUCCUUGGAUGGGGUUACCAAUGCUCUGGACAACGUAGAGGCGCGAACUUACGUUGAUCGACGAUGUGUCUUCUUCCGUAAACCGCUUCUUGAGAGCGGCACUCUCGGUACUAAAGGAAACACACAAGUGGUCCUCCCCAUGUUAACUGAAUCUUACUCCUCUUCCCAAGACCCGCCCGAGGUGUCGUUCCCUAUGUGCACUUUGAGAAGUUUCCCGAACCGGAUUGAGCACACGAUCGCGUGGGCUCGUGAGCUUUUCGAGACAUCGUUCGUGAAGUCUGCGGAAACAGUCAACCUAUAUCUAUCCCAGCCCAACUAUCUUGAGACAACCCUUAAACAAGGGGGCAACGAGAAGCCUACUCUAGAGACGAUCCGUGACUAUCUUGUAACAGAUAAGCCUCUUAGCUUUGAAGACUGUAUCAUCUGGGCGCGAACGUUGUUCGAGAAGCAGUACAACCACGCAAUCCAACAGCUUCUUUUUAACUUCCCGAAAGACGCCGUGUCCUCUACCGGUACCCCCUUCUGGUCUGGUCCCAAACGUGCUCCGGACCCAUUGAAGUUUGACCCGAAGAAUCCUACUCAUUUUGAAUUUAUCGUCGCAGCUGCCAACCUGCACGCAUUCAACUAUGGCAUCAAGACUAAGGGUGUUGAUAAGGAUCUCUACUUAAAGGUGCUGGAUAACAUGAUCGUUCCCGACUUCUCGCCUGAUCCGGGCGUCAAGAUCCAGGCCAACGAUAACGACCCUGAUCCCAACUCCAACAACGGUUCUUCUUUUGACGAUAACACCGAGAUAGAGAAGCUAGUUGACAGCCUCCCGGCACCCAGCAAAUUGGCUGGAUUCAAGUUGACACCUGUUGAAUUCGAGAAGGAUGAUGACACCAAUCAUCACAUCGAUUUCAUCACGGCAGCAAGCAACUUGCGAGCUGACAACUAUAAGAUCGAGAAGGCCGACAGGCAUAAAACAAAGUUUAUCGCCGGAAAGAUCAUCCCGGCCAUCGCCACCACGACCGCGUUGGUCACGGGUCUUGUCGUCCUAGAGUUGUACAAGAUCAUUGACGGAAAGAAAGACAUCGAACAGUACAAGAACGGAUUCGUCAACCUUGCGUUACCAUUCUUCGGCUUUAGCGAACCUAUCGCCAGCCCCAAGGUGGUGUACAAGGGACCGGAUGGCAAGGUCACGCUAGACAAGAUUUGGGACAGAUUUGAGAUUGAGGAUAUAACUUUGAAGGAACUGCUAGCCGACUUCGAGAAGCGUGGUCUGAACAUUAGCAUGCUGAGCUCAGGAGUAAGCCUGCUUUACGCCAGCUUCUUCCCGCCUCCAAAGUUAAAGGAGCGAUACCCGCUCAAGCUGAGUCAGCUGGUGGAGACUGUUUCGAGAAAGCCAAUCCCGGAACACCAGAAGGAGCUUAUCUUCGAGAUUGUAGCGGAGGACUUGGAUGAGGAAGACGUGGAGGUGCCGUACAUCAAGGUGAAGAUCCGUUGAACGGGGCUGAUUUAUUAGUUGCCUCGUGUAUACCAGGCAUUGUGUAGUAUCCUCUACGCGUUGCAUUUUAUUCAGUUCUACCUUAGGUAGGGAUUAUGAGGAUAGAUGUCUUGUAUGGUAGGGAUUAGCAUGCACGGUUAGUGCAGCAUCUGCUUUCUGCUUUCCGCUUUCCGAGCUUAAUUGCCAAUUCCUGUUGCAAGUGCUCAGAGGAAUUCUAGUUGCAACUAUAGGUACCUAGGUAGACUUUAGUUUUUACCCAAGUUACUUAACUCUAGAUACCUUACCUUACAUGUUGGUCGGUCUAAUACCAAGGUUGACUUAUUAAUCAAAUACCUGUUACUUGUUA